CAGACAGGUCUCGACAACUCGCCGUGUUGCAGAUUCUCAAGACAUCUCGCGUAAGCAACGCAGGUAGACGCGGAUUCUUCUUCUUCAUAUACGGCUUCUUGUGCUCAGUCGAGAAGGCAGAUUCGUGGUUUUAUCAAGGCAGCAACCAUGGCACGGGUCAGACUUCCACCAGCAUGGGAGAGUGCACCCGACAUAUUGAGAACGAACUAUCCUCAGCAGCAUCGACAAGCACGCCCACACUCAAGAUCGAGCCCGUUACCAGAAAACCAACCUCCGCCAACCAGAAGAAGUAUCUCUAGACGUGGCACCUACCCCGAGCCGCGCGUGCAUCGUGCUUUCGACGGAGACAGGGCUGUCAGAGAACUGUCUCGAACUCCAGAUGUCGACGGCAUCCCAAACCCACCCUAUCCAGUUACACCUCCACCUGAUCAACCUCGAAGUACAUUGCCUCAGAUUCGAUUGCCACGGCAGGAGCUGUCCCAACUCGGUUACAGGGCACCCACACCUCUGCCGCCUACAAUCGUACCAGUCCAGGCUCCCAAGCCAGACGACAAGCCACCUCGACUGCUGCAGAUACAACGACGCUGCGCACGCCAGCUCGAUGCUUCGCUACCAACACUCAGCAUCGCCUCUCUGGCUUCUGGCUCGAUACUGCUCGUGUCGGCCAUCUUGUUCGUCCGUAGCGUGAUGAUGGGCACUCCUCAUGCGAUUGCUGGAAGAUCGGCUUUGAUCGUCUUCUUCGCUCUCUCUGUUGCUGCUUUCAUCGUCUCCUUUGGCUUGAUACUGGGCGUGUUGUGUCGUAGAACAAGAGCUACCAAAAGCUCUGCCGUCAGAGCUCAAGUGAGACAGGAGAUUGAGCUGACGGAGACAAGACCGCGUGCGAAUGAUGACAGACUGCCAAUGUACGACAUCAGUAGAAGGAACGCCAUCUGUGAGUUUCGAGAGGGUUCAUCUGCUGUGCGCGAUGACCGUGGAAGGCCUAGCACACGCCUUGUUCCUCGGGACGAGGGCCGUAUCAUCAAUCGCCCGAAUGCACCACCUGUUCGUGUCGCUUCAAGACACUUGUCUGGCAUUCCAUUCUCACGACCUGAUUCACCGUACCCUAGACAGGCAUUGUCGCCGCUCAUUCCGAGCACACCGCCACCACCGAUACCAGAACGCAAUCCUGCACGCCUGUUUGCAAGCACUGCCGUCAGCACCGAUGCUCUCAGCACACUCGUACACCCAAGCCCAGCAUCAGGUGUCUCGCCAAAGACAACCGUCACAAGAGCUGCUCCACAAGCCAUUGACAAUGUCACUGUUUCUGGUCGCUCAACUCAGAUGUUCAACCAGCAUCUGCUCACUGCAGGUACUCGUGAGUUGCAAGCAUACCUUGAUGCACCAUCGAACUCUAGCUUGAACACCAUCGCGGCAUAUCAACAUAGCGAGAGCGACUCCUCUUCCACUCAAGCUAUCAUGAGCAACGAUCGUAGCGUAUACAGCAACGAACUUGAUGAGCCAGAUGCUGAGGAAGAGCCUUGUGUCGGUGAAGCAUAUUUGCUGAGUCUACGCAAGGUUGGAAAGGCCCGUGAGUGCUACAUCCCAGCCUCGAAGAGCGAAGGAUCAGCACCCAAGCCUCGCAAGGCCGACAAGCAGCGACGGUCAGGUCUCAAAGUGUUCACUGAUAUUCCAAGGCCACAGGAAAAGAAGCCUGAGCGUCAACAUCGAGGCAUGCUGGACCCGCUGCCAAGUGCACCUCUUUUCCCUUCCGUGCAGAAGAGUACGGAGAACAGGCUAUCAGCAAUCAAGAGAUCGUGCAGCUUAAGCCCAAAGAAGCUGUCAGGACUUGGUGCAAAGCCGAAUCUGGUCGGCCUGGGCAUCUCUGUGGGUGAAGAGCAGGACAAGGAAAAUAUGGACCCUGGACAUGCGGAGGUGGAAACAUGGAGCGCACUUGGUCGUGUUUAAGGCGUUGUUCUUCUGUCACGACUGAUGGGCAAGAGGCGAGCACGCCUCAUUACGUGCUCCUAUAGCUGUCCCUUUCUUUUACCCAUAGAUGGUCGACCCAGUGUUGCCGGUGCCCUUGCCAAAAACUGGUUAGAG
Molecule: messenger RNA, 2079 nt
Organism: Aureobasidium pullulans EXF-150
Lineage: Eukaryota; Fungi; Ascomycota; Dothideomycetes; Dothideales; Saccotheciaceae
Exons: 1
Coding region: 148-1944 (598 amino acids)
Source: RefSeq, a predicted model, not a curated record